UCGGCGUCAAGCGAACAUGUUCCGCUAAUUGAAACGAUUGUCACAGAAUCGAAUGCCCUGACUUUCAGUGCUAGUUAGGUGCUGCGGGCGGCGUCGCCCACUCAGCCAUGGGGGCACGAGGCCUCAUCCUCGGCGCACUGCUCUGUGCCGGCUGCCUGGGCGCCGUGGCGGGGCAGGCGCUCUUCGUCCGAGAGGAGACUCUAGCGCAGCUCAGAGACACCAGGAGCACAGCGUCGCAGACAGGCAACUUCAACAACAAUAACAAUAAUAACAAUUUUAACAACAACCAGCGGCCCGGCCGGUCCGGCGCUAACGUCAGCAGACGGAACCCACAGCGGAGGGCUCCGGCCGCCGAGGACGUCGCACAGCAGCCCCAGAACGACAGGGCGAACCAGCUGCCCUGGGACCAGAGCCACCACCGGCGGAGGCCCGUCCAGGACAACGCCGAGGAGCAGGACUUCCUGAGGACCUCCGCGUCGCAGUACCCCCGGCAGCAGUACCAACAGCAGUUCACGUCCAGCGCCGCUGCCCAGAAGACCCCCAGUUCCAGAAGGGGCAGGUCAAGCCCUUCAAGAGCCAAGACUACGACGACAACGACGGGCAGUUUAACAACUUCAACAGCAGGAACCAGUACAACAACAACCAGUUUGGCGCCAACAACAACCAGUUCGGAGCCAACAACAAUCAGUUCGGUGCGAACAACACCAGUUUGCCACCAACAAUAACCAGUUCGGCAACCAGUUUGGAAGUAGCAACAACCACUUCAGUAAUCAGU
This is a messenger RNA of Thrips palmi, 775 nucleotides long. RefSeq lists its product as uncharacterized. The transcript has 4 exons. Lineage: Eukaryota; Metazoa; Arthropoda; Insecta; Thysanoptera; Thripidae. The coding region runs from base 108 to 725 and encodes 205 amino acids. The record is from RefSeq and is a predicted model, not a curated record.